Syzygium oleosum is the source of this 1787-nucleotide messenger RNA. RefSeq names its product transcription factor HBI1-like. Gene Ontology annotation, molecular function: protein dimerization activity; DNA-binding transcription factor activity. Gene Ontology annotation, biological process: regulation of DNA-templated transcription. The record is from RefSeq and is a predicted model, not a curated record. Lineage: Eukaryota; Viridiplantae; Streptophyta; Magnoliopsida; Myrtales; Myrtaceae. The transcript is spliced from 7 exons. Gene Ontology annotation, cellular component: nucleus. Bases 294 to 1529 code for a protein of 411 amino acids.
ACAGUGUUACUAUUCUCAGAUUCCGGCGUUACCCUGUCAUUUUCUCCGAUCCAUCCUCCUCUUCCCUCAUCCAUUCGCUCGCCUUUAUAUAUACCACCACACUUCCCAACUCAUUAUUCCUCCACCCCUCUCUCUAUCUCUCUCUCUCUGUCGUCAAAUGCUUGCUAGUUGCUAGGCGUGUUAGCGCGAGAAAGUGAUAGCGAGUGCUCUCUCAUCCAAAGUGUAGAGUGAGUUUCGCUUCCCUAUACUCUGUUUCCGGAGGAGAGAGAGUUUCCUUUCUUGGGUAUCAGCUGAUGAAUCUAGCUCUUCUGCCGGAGAUGCUCCGCCACCUGAGCCAUCCGCCGGUGAACCUAGUCGUCGCCGGGGAGUGCGCGGACGUGACGGUGCUGGAGAGGCAGCGCGCUCGCUUACAGUGGCUCCACGAGCAGCAGCAGCAGCUGCAGCUGCAGCUGGUGCAUAAGGGUCAUUUCGGCGGGGGCGAGUUUGCCGCCGGGUACGGCGAUGGGCUCGCGAUGAUGUGCAGCGGCGGCGGCGAGUCGGCGCUCGGCGAGGUCGUGAACCUGAACCGCCAUCUGAAGGACGACCCGGCCUUUCAAAACGGGUGUUCCGAGGCCGGCGGGUAUGAAAUGCCGGGUCUGGGUUUCGGGGCUUGCGGGUAUGGGGUUGGAACCGGUCCGGAGAUAAACGGCUCUAUUUCUCGGACUUCUAGCGGCCCUCCGCCGCCUGCGGCGGCGAUGGAUGCCGGCGGUGGAGAGCUGGCCUUGCCGGAGAAGGUUGGCUCCCAAGUCAGGAAGGAUAGCUUCAAGAAGAGGAAAUAUGACAAAGUAAAGAACUCAAAGCUCGAGGAUGAUCUCAAAGACAAGAAAUUCAAAGGAUCCACGGAAGAGGGGGAGUCGAAGAUAACAGAACAAACUAAUGACAAGAGCAGUAACAACAACAACAGAGAAACUUCUGCCAGCACUUCAAAGGAGAAUUCAAGAGUUUCGGAGGUCCAAAAGCCCGAUUAUAUCCAUGUCCGAGCUCGCCGAGGUCAAGCCACGGAUAGCCAUAGCUUAGCUGAGAGAGCGAGGAGGGAAAAGAUCAGUGAGAGGAUGAAGUACCUUCAGGAUUUAGUACCAGGGUGCAAUAAGAUAACUGGGAAGGCGGGAAUGCUCGAUGAAAUCAUCAACUAUGUUCAAUCUCUACAACGACAAGUCGAGUUCUUGUCCAUGAAACUAGCUGCUGUGACUACAAGAGUUGACUUCAACAUGGACCCCUUAUUUGCGAAAGAGAUGCUUCCCAACUGCACAGCCAGCUUCCCCGCAAUUGAUAUACCAACAGAUAUGAUUAAUGCUGCUGCCUAUCUUCAGUUUAAUCCAGCGCAUCAAGUGGUUUCAUGUCCGGUGACGGAGUCCGUGGUUAUUCCCAACGAGAAUGUUCAAAGAACGAUUGGCCCUCCAGCGGCGAUGGCCGAGACGUUUUUCGACCCAUCUUCCUUCGCUCCACUUCAGCCCUCCUCUGCUUGGAACUUUGAUGUACAAAGCAUUUAGUAUGGACUCAUAUCAAGGAAGAAGUACUAAUUUUGUCCCUGAGCAAUUUACAGGUUCGCUUGAGCCGUAAUCUAGAGAUGGAGAUGUGUGAUGAGCCUGAUGACACCGUUCACAAAACUAAAAAGAAAUUCAUUCCGAAGAUGCUCUGACCCAAAAUUCUUUUCUCUAUUUCUCAAAUAUACAGCAUGUAUAUUUUAUUUGUAAUCAUACUAUAUUGCUCAAAGUAUGAAUAAGAAUCACGACCAACCAUUUAAGCCC